Molecule: messenger RNA, 4585 nt
Organism: Gopherus evgoodei (Goodes thornscrub tortoise)
Lineage: Eukaryota; Metazoa; Chordata; Testudines; Testudinidae
Product: cytosolic purine 5'-nucleotidase-like
Exons: 18
Coding region: 2764-4488 (574 amino acids)
Molecular function (GO): 5'-nucleotidase activity
Source: RefSeq, a predicted model, not a curated record
GCGGCGCCCCGGCUAACCGAGAGCCGUGCGCGGGGCUCCCGUGGGGAAGGGGGAAGGCGCUGGAGCCUGGCACCCCCCGGUGCAGAGCGCCCCCCCCCGGGGCUGGCUAGCGACUCCCCAGCAAACCUGCCCCCCUCCCCCGCCGGCUUCAUUCAAACAAGUCUUAAAAACCAAAGGAGCAGAGCAGGGUGGCACUGCCAGGCCUGCCUGUGCCCUGCGCCCCUCCUGCCUGUGCCUGGCCGGUCUAGCUGGUCUGUCUCUUGCUGUCCCUGAUCUCAGCUGGUCUCUAGGUGCUGCUGUAAUGUCCAGGACUCUCCGAGCUGGAUCUAGGUAACCUGACCUGAGCACCCAAGGGAGCGUGUGGAUUGCGAGCAGUAGCUCUCCGAACACCCUGGAGGGGGUGCUGCGGUCGGGAGCUGUGUCUGGCUUGGGUAGGGGAUGAACUCCUGCCAGGCACAACGGAGGUCACUAUAGUUAUCCCUGUUGUGCUGGUGGGGAAACUGAGGCCCCAUGAGGGAAAGUGAUUGCAGGAGGCUGUUGGCAGAGCUGGGAAUAAAACCCAGGUUACCUGGGCCUCAGGCCACCUGGGCCCCAGGCCAGCGCUCUCUCCACUAUGCCAUUCUGCCUGCCUUAUUGCUAAUGAUUUUAACCUCCCUUGGCCCAGGUGUAAGUGAUGACACAAGGUGCGGCGUGAGAGCAUUCAGCUCGGGCUUCCAGUCAGGACAGCUCAGUGAGAACAAGUCUCUCCAUUCUUUAAAGCGCCCAUCAGUGUGGUAUCUAGGUACCAGACCUGCUGUAGAAGCCACUGUAUCUAGAUGCUUCCCAAUCUGUGACCUCUUGAGACCUGUGAAUUCCUCUAGCCCCUAGAUCGCCAAGGCCUUUAAAGUAGGGUCAGUAUCUCUGUUUAAUUGAUGGGGAAACUGAGGCACAGAGUCACAGGAUUUGCCCUAGGUUGGCUGGUGAGUCAAUGGCAGAGCUGGGCCUGCCCACCCCAGGUACAAAGUGUUGCCUCUGAGGGCAGCAAAGAAGGGUUAAAAUGCCCCAGACCCACAAUCUGAUCUGAGGACAGAGCAGAUGCACCUGGUGCAGCUGAGCCUACCAGGUAGAGAUCUGGGAGGGGGCAGAUCUUGGCAGCAGGGGUAGAGGGGCUGGAGACCAUUCCAAGAAGCGGGGGCCGAGAACAACCCAGCCUCUGGGCCCAUGGACAGUUCUGUGACUGUCACCAGGGGGAUCCAAUCCUUCCCUCCCCGGGGAUUCAGCUCCCCAAGGGCAUCCUGAGACAUAGGGCCUGCUUUGGCUCCUGCUGAGUCACUAGGAGCUCAGCCAUGGGCAUCAGCUGGUGCUGGUGGGUGCUGAUCUCCCAGAAAUUCCCUUGGGCAUCCUGGAUGCCAAGGCAGCCAUUGCCUGAGCUCUCUGGGGCAUCUCUAUGGUGCAUGCCCCAUUUCCACAUCAAAAGGCAUUUUUCUGCUCUAAUAAUUUGUAUUGUCUCACACUGUGUGUGUGUGUCCAAAGCACCAGAGCAAAAGGGAAUGUCCUGAGGGGAUAGAGGGCUCAGACAGAUGCCAAAGGGUUCCACAUGCCCGGCAGGGCUCACCAUGGCAAGGUCUGAGGAGCUGUCAGCCUAGCAGCCCCCAGCUCAGGGGCACAAUGUAGGCCAGUGGCUCAUCUGUGUGCCUGAGGCAUGGGAGACCUGGGUUUCCAUUCCCGGCUCUGCUCGGGCUGCCGCUGCUCUGUGCCUCAGUUUCCCCAUCUGUAAAAUGGGAGUAGGGGUGCUAUUCCAACCCACUACAAGAUCUGUGAUUGAAAAGCACUGUAGGAUGGAAGUGGGGUGUGCAGAAAAGCAGGGAUUCAGCCUGGUUCUGUGUGCGAGGCACAGUGUUUCCUCCUCAUAGUGACAGCACCUCCUCCUUGGAAACAGAAUUCUCCUGUUCCCCUCUGCCUCCUGACUGCAUGGGAGGCUGCCCUCUCUGAGCGCAACCUGGCUUCGCUCCUCUGGGGAGUGUGGGGAGGUAGGGGCUGUUUGAAAGAGGGCGAUUCUCUGGGAGUUUUGCUGAAAGUUUUCUGCCCCCAUCUCUGCUGACAGCUACAUUUUCAGCUAAUAAAAAAGGACAGCAAAAUCCAACCAGUAAUCCUAAAUAUUUCUCUUCCACAGCUACCUAUUGCAGCAAAUCUCGGGGGGGGGGGGGAACAAAGGGGUUCAGGGGAAUAUAGUGAAUGAAAGAAGGAAGGGGAACACACACGUGCAGGGCAGCGUAGGGAGGUGUAAAUGGGAGAGGGAAUUUGGGGUGGAAACUCCAGCAGUUUUGCCCUGUGCUGGUGAAACAAAGCCACUGGAGACCUCUUUGAACUGUUCUGUGUUCUGUCUCCUCUGUGCUGGCCUGCAGCACCGUGUGGGUGAAUCCAGCCAUUAAAAGAUGUAUUUAAGAAAAUGGUUUAAGGUUGAUGCUUCUUUCUUCAAAUCCUCCAAAAUAUCCCACAGUAAUGGUCAGGUUGGGUUUCUCGUUCAGUGUUUGUGUGUGAAACUAUCAGUGAAAAACGCUGAGUGCUUCAGUGCAGGGACCGUUCUUCAUUGCUAGGUACAGAGCCUAGCAUGGUGGGGUCUCCGUUUUAGUGGCAGCCUCUAGGGCAGGGGUGGGCAAACUACAGCCCUGUGGGCCACAUCCGGCCCACCAGCUGAUUUAAUCCAGCCCGCCAGCUCCUCCUGGGGAGCAGGGUCUGAGGCUUUCCCCGCUCCAGCUGGGGAGUGGGGUCGGGGGCCACUCCAUGCACCGCUGCUUCCAUAAACAACAGCAUGUCCUCCCUCCAGCUCCUAUGUUCAGGGGCAGCCAGGGGGCUCUGCGUGCUGCCCCAUCCACAGGUGCCACGCCUGCAGCUCUUAUUGGCCAGAGAUUGCAGCCAAUGGGAGCUGCCUGUGCACAGGGCGGCACACAGAGCUCCCUGGCCAUGCCAGAGCUGGAGUGGGGACAUGCUGCUGCUUCUGGGAGCUGCUUGAGGAUCUUUGUGAACCGCAGCCUUGCUCUGGAGAAGAUCAGGUGCUUUGGCUUCGAUAUGGACUAUACACUGGCGAUGUACAAGUCCCCAGAUUACGAGGAGUUGGCCUUCGAGCUGCUGCUGGACCGGCUAGUCUCCAUUGGGUACCCCCACGAAAUUCUGAAGUACCAGUAUGACCCGACCUUCCCCACCAGGGGCUUGGUGUUUGAUGCUCAGUACGGGAACCUUCUGAAGGUUGACUCCCAUGGGAACCUGCUGGUCUGCGCCCACGGCUUCCGCUUCCUCAAGGGGCCUGAGAUCUGGAAUUAUUACCCCAACAAGUUCAUUCAGCGGGACGAUAUGAAGCGAUUUCACAUUCUCAACACGCUCUUCAACCUCACAGAGACCUAUCUCUACGCCUGCCUGGUGGAUUUCUUUACCAACUGCUCCAGAUACGUCAACUGUGACACGGGCUACAAACACGGCAACCUCUUCAUGUCAUUCCGCAGCAUCUUCCAGGACGUGCGCGAGGCCAUGGACCACGUGCAUCUCUCGGGCUGUCUGAAGGAGAAGACGCUGGAGAACUUGGAGAAGUUCGUAGUGAAAGACCCCCGUGUGCCCCUGCUGCUGAGCCGCAUGAAAGAAGUGGGGAAGGUUUUCCUGGCCACCAACAGCGAUUACAACUACACAGAUGCGAUAAUGACGUACCUGUUCACCUUUGACCCGAGAGACAAGGUCCAGCGCCCAUGGCGCUCCUACUUUGACCUGAUUGUCGUGGACACACGCAAGCCGCUCUUCUUCGCCGAGGGGACAGUCUUGCGGCAGGUCAACACGGACACGGGGAAGCUGCGUAUCGGGACCUACACCGGACCCCUCCAGCACUGCACUGUCUAUUCUGGAGGCUCCUCGGACAUGGUGUGCGACCUCCUGGGGGUGAAGGGCAAGGACAUCCUCUACAUCGGGGACCACAUCUUCGGGGACAUCCUCAAGUCCAAGAAGAGGCAGGGCUGGCGCACCUUCCUGGUGGUGCCCGAGCUGGCCCGAGAGCUGCACGUGUGGACAGAGAAGAGCGAGAUCUUUGAGGAGCUGCAGAGCCUGGACGUGCUGCUGGCGGAGCUGUACCAGCCCUUGGACAGCGGCAGCAGCGAGUGUCCGGACAUCAGCUCCAUCAAGCGCCAGAUCCAGAAUGUCACCCACAAGAUGGACAUGUGCUACGGGAAGAUGGGCAGCCUUUUCCGCUGUGGUUCCCGCCAGACGCUCUUUGCCAACCAGCUGAUGCGCUAUGCAGACCUCUAUGCCGCCUCCUUCCUCAACUUCCUCUACUACCCCUUCAGCUACCUGUUCCGUGCACCACCUGUGCUGAUGCCGCAUGAAUCAACUGUAGAGCACAUGCACCUGGAGCUCAGGGAGUCAGGCUUGUUAAUGGGGCAUCGGCUGCACCAGCUCAGCUUCCACAGCCACCAGAACCUCAGAGGCAUUUUUCAGGACACUGACGAGGCUGAGGAUGAUGAUGACUGAGCCGGGCCACAGGCUGAUUGCUGACUGGACGGCAGCCGCCAAACCCAGAACAAAGCAUUUUUCUGAGGCAUCAAAAUCCUGUAAAACGGGAGAGUGU